Molecule: messenger RNA, 975 nt
Organism: Brugia pahangi
Lineage: Eukaryota; Metazoa; Nematoda; Chromadorea; Rhabditida; Onchocercidae
Source: the annotation of a GenBank genome assembly
AUGAGCGAUAUCGAACGAGACGAUAUUUCAUUGCAACAUCAAUUUGAAUUUUGUGAAGAUAUCAUCAAAAAAUUGGAGGAUGGGAAACAAAGUACGAAGGAUUUACAGGACCAGUUAAAACAGUGUGAGGAGAAAUUAAAACUUUUGACAAAGGAAGUAUCGGCUCGUUCGUUAUUCAGUAGUAACGAAAGUGUUGACGAAUUGUCGACUAGAUCGUUGAAUUAUUUAUUCUUACCUUAUUAUUUGGCUACCGUAACACAAAAUCUUAUUGUUGAACCGGAAGAGCGGCUUUCAUCUUUGGACCGCGCUAAGAUUUAUUUGCAAGACUUUUUGAAAAGGUUGAGAUCAUACAGUAUUAUUGACUUUGAUUUGUGGGGAUUAAGCGGAGACAAUGGAGAAAAAGAAAAAGGAGAAUCGAAGCAUGAUAUUGAUCUCUCUAAACAAAGGGAAUUAAAAUUGCGGCGAUUCCAACAGGAAAAAGAGUUGGAAGAACUGGUGAAAAGUUUGGAGUCCGAAUUAUAUACAAAUGCAGAUGAUGAUGGAUUAAUGCGCGAAUUGAUUCUAAAUCGUUUGCAUCUUGCUGCAAUGAAAAGUAUAGAUGAAAUGGGACAAAUCGAUCAAGAAAGGCCAAUGGUGGAACACAUGUUGAAAAUCCAAGCAGGACAAGCUGAAAUUUUACCAAAACAGCCAAUGAACCGGUUUACACCAACUCCAUACAUAAUAACUCGGGAUGAAGUGCAAAAGAAAGUUUUUGGUCUGGGAUAUCCAAGUAUACCGACGAUGACCGUAAACGAGUGGUAUGAUGACAUGGUGAAAAAUGGGAGAUUCAAUGCAAGUUCAUCUGAAAACAGCUCUAACUCAAAUGCUGUGGAUGAAGAAACAAGGGAAGAGCAGGAACGAGCUCGUCUCCAAAGAUGGGAUGAAUAUAAAGAUCAUCAUCGUCGUGGUUGGGGAAAUAUGCAUAAUAAGGGCUGA